Molecule: messenger RNA, 2420 nt
Organism: Patiria miniata (bat star)
Lineage: Eukaryota; Metazoa; Echinodermata; Asteroidea; Valvatida; Asterinidae
Product: F-box only protein 22-like
Exons: 5
Coding region: 77-1366 (429 amino acids)
Biological process (GO): regulation of skeletal muscle fiber development; protein polyubiquitination; positive regulation of proteasomal ubiquitin-dependent protein catabolic process
Molecular function (GO): protein binding
Source: RefSeq, a predicted model, not a curated record
UGUUGUUUUGGUUUAUGCGAGUAAAAUAAUUGUGUAGACUAGUAUUGUCCUUCAUUUUGCAUUUUUGGUCUUCCGCAUGAAGAAACUACGGGGCGAAAUGGAGCGAGAUGGGAAUUUUCAAGGUGGAAAUUCACCAAAUUUCUCGAGUUGCUGGAUUCUGACUGAGAGCCAGGAGUUCAUCCGGAGAACUUUUUCAUUUUUGCCGGCGAAAACAUUAGGGAUUUGCUCUGGAGUGUGCAAAGCAUGGUACGCAGAGGUGAAGCGAGUUUUGCAUCACAGAGAGGAGAUAGGUUGGGCAACGUUUGGUAGAAUCGAGGCUGAGGAAGUCAGUCAUGGGAAUGAGGAUCAACUCGGGCCAUUUGGAGCUCAUCUGAAUGCUUGCCUUAAGACCCUUGGAAGCCUACCCCGCCAUGCCAUCGUGUUCUCAGAAUGUCUGUCGUUGGAAGAAUUCCAGGAGGAAACCGAUUUUGGGCACGAGGAAACCAAUUCCAGUGGCACCAGAAAAACGCUACAGAAAUCGCUGGAAGCUGUCCGCUCCAAAUUGCCAGUGGAAAGUUCCGUCGUGUUCGUGCAUUCUGACGGCACAAUGGGAUGCAAGCCUGAUCUGAGCCCUGCGGGGGAAACGGAGGGUAGCUGGGGAACGGCCUGUGCCCUGCUGCCCAACAUGGAUGGAGUGACGGUGGAAUGCCAGCGACACUAUCGCAACAAAUUAACCAGGUCAGAGAUGGAGGCCUACGUUGCGAGGCAUGGCAUGCCAGCAGACACCAAAUGCGUUCUGGUCUUCAGUAGCGGGGGCCCCCAGAGAGGGGGCCGCUUCUUCGAACUCUUGCAGCGCGGCUUCCAGGAGGAAUUUGGCACGAUGCCCGUCAUUGUUGGUGGGAUCGCACGAAACGUCGGCAUGGAUGAUCAGACUCGCACUAACGAAACGGGAACAAACUCCAAGAAACUGCCCAGUUGUCUGACAGUGACGUUCUCUGGACCCAACGUGAGGGCAGCAUCUGUGGUUCUUGAUAACAGUGUCACCACCCGGGACAAAGCUCGCUCAAAAUUCCAGGAACUUAAGAAGUUGGGAUUGCCAGGGAAACACAGCCUGGCUUUCUUGUUCAGCUGCGUUGGGCGAGGGCGCCAUUUCUACCAGGCCGAGGAUGUGGAAAGCGGAGCCUUUCACGAGGUCUUUCCCGACACGCCCCUUGUGGGGUUCUUUGGGGGCGGGGAGUACGGCUGUGAUAACUUCACCCUGGGGAGAUCGGUGCAGGAGAGUGCAGACCAAGGCUCGGCAGACCUCAGGCACAGGAAUGCGCUGAAGAAACUGCAGAAUUUGGAGAAGUCGUUCACUUGUGUAGUAUGCUUGCUGUCAUUUGGCUGAAUAGUGAGGCAUUAGUGAGUGAUCUCUUUACUUUGCACUUGAAAUUAGGAAAAUAACUGGUCAACUGACUUGUUGACAUUUGAACUUUCAACUCUCCAGACUUGAGACACCGUUGCUAUGGACUCUGUGCGGAAGAGCCCCCUCGCUUGGCUACAAACAGGGAGUAAGGAAGGACCAGCAGUCCAUUUCACGAAACAGUGCGUAACUUACGCAAUGCGUAGGAGGUACACAAUGGCACAGCUGCGCAAUAAACUUAACAAAACGAUUCACAAAACUUGGCAGAGCUGCGCAACGUUUUAAACCUAAACAUCUUGGACGAGGAUAAUAACAGUAUUUACAACGGCUGUUUGUGUAUGAUUUUGUUUUUUCAUGAAACAGCUGUUGAAUCACCUCCGCCCACCAUUUUGAAAAUACUGUUGCCCGACUUUUUUUGGAAUCGUGCGGCAAUCUAAAAACUGUGUCACAAGUUCAAUGGCAAUACUUUUACUUAAACGUCCCUGUAGUGAAUUCUAAGAAACAUUUUAUGCAACUAAAUUUCCACUCUUAAAUAUAUGAAUAUUAUUUGAGAUCCCUUUUUGGUUCAUUUUAUGUGAAAGUGCACUUCUUUAACAUUGUCCAUGCUUUUUCAGACAACUGAGGGCGCUGUUGCUGUGAUGUCAUAUCAGGAAGACACUUUUCAGUUUUGAACCCAAAACUUUGUUCAUGGAAACAUUUGUGAGAAAAGUUUGCUCAUUGGUUAAUACUGCCAUGUACAGACACAUCAACAAAUCACCAAAGAAAAGAUAAAAUAUGACAGCGAUUAAAUAUCCCAAAUUCUGGCAACAUUUGGUGCUGACGUAGCUGUGACAUUGUGGUUUAUUGCUUGUAAUGACAUCACACUUUUGUUCAUGAAUAUGAAAAUUCACAACAGCGUAAACAAAAAUUAACCAAAAUACCCUUGAAAAUGGCAAAACAAAAAUUGAAAAUAGGAUUAAAUGGGACACGAAGGUGCAUUUUUAAAGAUUGCAUUAAAAACACACUUGUAAAUAAGUUGCGAGUGUCUUGUAUCAACAUU